Molecule: messenger RNA, 1650 nt
Organism: Pyrenophora tritici-repentis Pt-1C-BFP
Lineage: Eukaryota; Fungi; Ascomycota; Dothideomycetes; Pleosporales; Pleosporaceae
Product: UBX domain protein
Biological process (GO): intracellular protein transport
Cellular component (GO): cytoplasm; nucleus; vesicle membrane
Molecular function (GO): protein binding
Source: RefSeq, a predicted model, not a curated record
AUGUCGCACGUCGUCGUCUUCAACUCGUACGCGCGGACCUUCAAGAUCCCGACCACGCCUACUAAGUACUUGACCGAGGUACGGGACGAGGCGUGCCAGAAGUUUGGUCUAAACAAGGACCAGUUCACGCUCAAGUACAACAACAAACCAAUCUCGCUCUCUCAACAAAUACGGCUCGCGAACCUGCCACAGGGCGCCCGAUUAGAACUCGUCCAAGCCUCGCGAUCACCCACCGUCAUCUCCGUCGCCCUACAGCUUCCAGCGAGCGAGAAGAAUGUACGCCUGACCCAAAAGUUUGCGAGCAACACAUCGUUGUGGGAGAUUCUACGCCACUUUGAAAGCGGGGACAAGGCCAAUUACAACUUCACACAGCGCGGAGUGCCUGAGAUGAGUGGCACGUCCGGUGCUGGUAGAUUGCACUACGAACAACCCGUCAUUACCGUCAUGCCAGGCCACAAGGAGCAGGCGAGCUUUGUUGAGCUACAGCAGACGCUUAGUCAACUGGGGUUUGAUAGCGGAUCGGCUCUGUUGAAGCUGUCCUAUAGGAACAGUGGAACACCGUUGGAAGAGGCCAUGGCGCAAAUCACGCAGUAUUUCAAGUCUAGCGAACCUGCUUCUGCUGGUGCCAAAGGCGUACAUGCUUCAACCUCGGAUCAGCUCGCUUCAUUACCAGAUCCUGCCCAGGCUGCACCAGACGCCACACAAACUAUAGCAGGCGAAACUGUGCGCAACGAAGAGCCGGAUCCAGAACCGAUGCAACUUGACCACAAACCAGUUGCCCAACCGACGCAAGAAAUAGACGUCUCGACUGAGCAUUAUGCGUCUGAAAGCAUCGAGAAUACAUCUCCCGCAGCUGCAUUGGCCGCAGCAACUUCGGCCACUUCGUCGGCGCCAGAAACAGCAGCUCAAGCUUCGUCAGUAACCGUGGACAAGGCAUCGCAACCUUCAGAGAACAGUCGCAACGUCCAGAUCUUCUCUGCGCCAAAGUCCUCUACUCCACAAGCAGCCCGCAAUGCGUUCAAUGAAAACGACUACCUCCCUACCAUUGAGCACGCAAAAGCACACCAGAAUGCGUUGCUGAACAAGACACGCAACACCCGUCUACUCUCCGAUAAGGAGCUCGAGGAGCAAGAAAAGGAGCGCCAGGCAAAGAUUGAUGCGGCAGCUGCGAAAGGCGGUUCUCUUCGAAUACGCAUGCCUGAUGGUACCCUUAUCCAGAUGUCCUUUAACAGGUCUGACACCGCAGCCGGUCUAUACGACUUCGUACGUAGCUUUCUAGAAAAGAAGAAUGAGCCCUUUCAGCUCAAAAACACUGGCCCAACGGGUCGUCUCGUCCUUAUCCCACAAGACGACAAGCGGUUGGUCCACGACCUGCGCUUCUUCAAUAAUGAGCUUAUUACAUUCCAAUGGGCUGAUCAUGCGAGUACUGAGGCGCGGGCGUCACGAAACACGCUAGCAAAAGAGUGGCAGGCCAAGGCGCAAGAGCUAAAGGUCGAGGAGCCGGUUCGCGACGAGAAGACGUCGGCAGCGGCAGGACAGGGACAGGGACAGAAUGUUGCUGAGGGUAAGCGGAAGGCAAAUAUGAGUAAUGAGGAGAAGGAAAGCAAGCUUAAAAGUCUGUUGGGCAAAGGCUUGUUCAAGAAGAAGUAG